AUGACCUUUCGAUAGUCAAUCCCAACUUUACUUAAGGAGAUAGAUUAAAUCUCUGUCGAACCAUAUGAGCAAGAAUCACUCUAUGGGGACAUUUUGCAAUCAAUAAAAGGCUAGAAUUUCAAAAAUACGAAUCUUGGGGAAAGCACCAUUCUAUUGAAUUAAAGUUUCCUCGAAAACCCUCAUCUCAAAUAGCUAACAGAUCUCAGAGCUUUGCUCGAUAUGGAAAUUAGUAAAACAGAUUUUUACUUGAAAUAGAGUAUUUGCGACUAGGAAUAAGCAAAAAAGCGAACAGUGUAGAUAGCUUUGCGCAACUUUCACAAGUCAUUUGUUACAGUUAUUGGACAGGAGGAGUAUAAAGACAUCAUCAAGUAUACAUUUCUUGAAAACUCAGACUAUUUGGAAAGUAUAUUCAAGCCACCUCAAAGUUUUCCUAGUUCGAGAAAGCAAACGGGUAAUUAGCCUUCAACUUAGCAAAUAGAGCAAUAAAAUUAAAGCUAGUUUGAUCAAGCUAAGAUUUACAGUUCUAAAACUGAUGGGUCAGACACAGUGAUUUACUAUGGCAGCUAAAUGUCAAAUCAAAAUUAAUAGUAGCUGCAGUAGCAUAACAAAAUAAAGGAGAAGCUUGGUUAGAAUCUGAAAGAAAUCCAAGCUAAAAUUGGCAAACUCACAGAGAACAAUCAAAAGUAGAUCUAGCAACUUAAAGAUCAAGAAAAUACUUCCAAAUAACAAUUGGCUUAAUUAAGAUUAGUCUUUAGUGAGAAGUUAAAAGAAAUAUAGUCCAAAAUGCUAGCAAGAGAGUAGUAAUAUAAUGAAAAACUUUAAAGCAUAGUCACAAAUCUUAAUAAACAGUCUGAAAUCAUUAACAAAUACAUAGAGUUGCUCUAAUCUAAUUAAAUUCAAGAAAGUCAACUCUUAGAUGGCAGUAUAAAGAUAGAGUUCGCAGACAUCGAGAGUUUGCUUAUGGAGUUUAGGAAAAAAUUCAACAAGGACAUUGAAUUCAUUUUAAACUAAAAGCUUAAUCAACUGAUGGAUGUCAAUAAUGACGAGAUCGCACAUAAUAUCAAUAUGGAUACUAACUCUGCAGAUGCAAACAAUCCUUACCUGAUAGACCAAAACUUUUCAAAUCUAAACUCUACCUUAUAGUCAUAAAUUGGAGGAGGAAAUUUUUAAUCAAUAAACAAAUCCAAUUAGGGGUUGGGAUCAGUUUAAAAUUAAUGA
Messenger RNA from Stylonychia lemnae, 1218 nucleotides. The record is from the annotation of a GenBank genome assembly. NCBI's taxonomy places the organism in Eukaryota, Ciliophora, Spirotrichea, Sporadotrichida, Oxytrichidae.